AGAAUUGCCCACCGUAAAGAGUGUGAGAGAAAGCCUGCUAGGCUAGCAGAAGCAGAUUAAGCUGGCUGGUAGGCAUCGAUCAUGGACAUGAGGCGUGCCGCUCUCUGCUUUCUCCUAGUGCUCGUGAUCUUGGACGCAAACCCUACAUCUGUUGCGGCGGGCGACGACGAUCGGCCAGAGGUGUGCAAGUACAGGGUACCUAACAUACCCUUCUGCAAAGGGUGGAGCUGCAAGGCGGAGUGCUGGAUGGAGGCAAAGGUAUUCCUCGCCCGUGUACAGGAACACAGGUGCAUCAGGGGCGGCUGGAAGGGCAAGUGCUACUGCCUCUUCUGCGGGAAGCACUUGGCGAGCCGGACCAAUUUGCUAUCCGGGAGGAUACCAUAAUUCGUCAUCUUAAAAAUUAAGCGAUUAGAUUCAUAAUUAUGGUAUCCGGGAGGAUACCUAUUGUUUUUUUUUUAAAAUAUAGCUAGUCUCAGCUUGAAGAUUAGAUUCCAUCUCUGCUUCAGUUUUUGAGAGAAAGCCACCACGGCAACUUUAUUUAUAUUUAGAUAACAAAAUUACAUCGUCCAUCAGUUUGCUCACAAUACAGCUAGGAGGCUCAUCGUCAUAAUUGCACGAAUUUUUAGAAUUAUAACAAAAGCUAACUAGUCUCAGCUUGGAGAUUAGAUUUGUCUCAGUGUGUAAUUUCCUGCUUCUGUCAGUACUACAGCCUUCUAAAAAUAAAUUACAUUAUCAUAUCUGUCGAA
Molecule: messenger RNA, 746 nt
Organism: Lolium perenne
Lineage: Eukaryota; Viridiplantae; Streptophyta; Magnoliopsida; Poales; Poaceae
Source: RefSeq, a predicted model, not a curated record